CUAUGUGAAGAAACUGUAUUAUAACCUCUGUCACACUCUGGUGUUUUGCAGGUCUUAGGAGAAGAAAACCCAGCCAUCAUGUCUGGAAAAAACGCCACCACGGGAGGCAAGGACUUUGUGUUUGUAGGGUUGGCAAGCAGUCCUACUGUACGGAUACUCCUCUUUUUUGUGUUCCUAGCUAUUUAUAUCACUACUUUGGUGGAGAAUCUUGGAAUGGUUACCUUAAUAAGGGCCAGUCCCCAGCUCCAUACGCCAAUGUACUUCUUUCUCAGCAACCUCUCCUUCCUAGAUGUGUGCUUCUCUUCUGUGUUCGUUCCAAAGGCGCUAAUCAACUUCUUAGCAAAGAAAAAGUCUAUUUCCUUUGUUGGAUGUUUAAUGCAAAUGUUCUUUUUUAUAGGUCUGGGGAGCAGUGAGUGCUUUCUCUUGGCUGUAAUGGCAUACGACCGCUAUGUGGCAAUCUGUAAACCACUGCUGUACCCAGCCCUCAUGUCUCCCAGAGUCUGUAAUUUUUUGGUGGUCGGGUCAUAUGUUCUGGGACUUUCGCAUUCUCUCAUUCAUACAAUCUUCACUGUCAGAGUGUCUUUCUCUGGGUCUAAUAUGAUCAAUCAUUUUUUCUGUGACAUCACAGCACUUCUUUCAAUUGCUUCAUCAGACACCGAUGUCAAUGAACUCCUCAUUUAUUACCUUGCUGGAAUUGUAGAAUUAAUCACCGUAACGAGUGUUAUGGUUUCUUAUACAUAUAUUCUCAAGCACACGAUGAGAAUUAGCACAGCAGCCGGCAGGCUCAAAACCUUCUCGACUUGCACCUCACAUCUGAUUGUAGUCUCGAUUUUCCACGGAGCAAUACUUAUUUUGCAUUUCAGGCCCAAUGCAAGCAGUGGAUCGUUUGUCCAAGACGUGAGUGACAAAGUCCUCUCUGUCUUCUACACAAUUGUCAUCCCGCUGCUGAACCCCUUGAUUUACAGCCUGAGAAACAAGGAGGUCAAGGAUGCUUUCAGAGGUGUCCAGAGGAAGGGGUGUGGCAACAUGAUUUGGUUGUGA
This is a messenger RNA of Pogona vitticeps (central bearded dragon), 1041 nucleotides long. Lineage: Eukaryota; Metazoa; Chordata; Lepidosauria; Squamata; Agamidae. The record is from RefSeq and is a predicted model, not a curated record.